Molecule: messenger RNA, 3610 nt
Organism: Athene cunicularia (burrowing owl)
Lineage: Eukaryota; Metazoa; Chordata; Aves; Strigiformes; Strigidae
Gene: CCDC57
Product: coiled-coil domain containing 57
Exons: 12
Coding region: 434-2251 (605 amino acids)
Source: RefSeq, a predicted model, not a curated record
GGGCCGGGCCGCGGCUCCACUGUGCGCCGAGCUCGUCCUUCAGAGCUCUCGACGCGGCGCCAAUGCGUCUUGCGCCCUGUUCUCUCUCCGGGCCCGCUGUCUUUCUGCACCUUUCCUGCUACGAAGCGCGCUCAGUGCGCUGCCUCGGUGUCCCAAGCAUUAUCUUCGGCUACCGUGAGCUCCUCUCCGCUGCCUUCCUCUGCCUUGGCCUCGGCUGCCUGCCAUCUGCUCCUACGCCUCAGAGCAUCCGACCCUCUGGGCCCUCCAUGGGACUUUUCGCCUCUCCUGGAACCUGGUUCCUGCGUGCUGGCCGUUCCACUGGCAGUGUUUUCUUUCACUCACGCUGGAUUAUGUCUCUCCCUCUCUGCACUUAAGCUCUAGGAACAGUCACAUAGAUCAACAGCAUGAGGAGUAUGUGAACCUGAAACAUCACAUGGAGAGAAAAACCCAAGAAUUGGAAGGAGAGCUUGCUUAUCAGAAACAGGUGAAGCUGCUGACCAGAGAACUGGAGGCACUCAAAGAGGGUGGAAUACAACCAACAGAAUCACUGCAAACAGCAGAAAUGUUUGAUUUGAGACUGGAGAAAGAAAAGCAGUUCAAUGAUUUUGUUGCUGUGAAAGAUGCUUGGCAUGAAGAACUAGCUCAUGUUGCCAAGGAAAAGGGUGCAGUGCCUGCUUCAGUGAAAGAAGCCCAAGUCAAACAAUUUAAAAAGUUGAAGCAGCAGAUACGAGAACUGCAGAUGAGACAUAAAAGUCUGGAAAUUGAGCUAUGCAGAAGAGAAUGGAGUCACAGUGCUUGUUUGAGAAAGAAAGAUACUCUUACUAGAAAGUAUAAACAACAACUGUCUCUAGCAGCUGAGCAAGAAUGGGUUCUGGAACAGAGUAAAAUGCAAGCAGAACUGGACUGGCAGCAGCCAGUCUGUGAGAAUGCUGAGAGCAAUCAGUAUCAGAAAUCAGAAGAUCUAACACAAAGCCUGUCUUCAGCAAGAGAGCAGAUAUUUCAGUAUGAUGAUAAAAGUUGUUCGAGCAGUGAUAUUCCUACCUUGGAAAUAAAAAAGCUGCAGGAGCAGAAUGCCAACCUUCGGGCUGCUAUUGCACAAAUGAGGAGAGAAAUGGAGAGUCUCAAUGAGCAGAUGUUGUCCUCUCUUCCUCUGAGAGAAAACAGACAGCUUGCAGAGCAAGGUGAAAAUUCUUGCCACAGAACUCUGAAUUCAGGUUCAUUGUGCACAAACAAAAUUGCAGCUGGAACCACUAUUAGCAAUAUCAAAGUCAGCUCAACUAACUUGGAUUGUAUAGUAGACCCAGACACAAAAAAGGGACAAAAACCCAAAGUUCUUGAAGAAAAGAUGGUAGAUCUUGGACAACAGUUACCUGACACAGAUCCUGGUGUUGGUCUUCAGUAUGGUGUCAGCUGCCCUCUACAAGGAAUGCAAAAUAAACUGAAGGAAGCAGCAAGAAAAAUCUCAAUUCUGAGCCAAGAGAAGCAGCAACUGAUUGAAAUGGGAAACAGACUCAGGGCAGAACUCGGAAUGGUAUUAAAGGAAGGACUCUGGUAUCCUGUUAGCUGUAAGCGCUGCACAGUUUGUAUUGCCUCUGGUAGUCUUUUUCCAAGAGAGCUUGUCAAAAGAACACAGUGUCAGCUAUCAGCUUUAAAGCAUCUACAGCACAGACUUACAACACAGGAGCUGCAGUAUGCAAAGCAACAGCAUCUCUCAAGGAUCUCUUCUCUAAUUGCCUGCCCUAGCUUAAAGGAAGAAGUUGUUCCAGGCAGCUGUGGGGAAGAAACAGAAUUACUAUCCAGUGAGGUUCAGCUAGAUUUCUCUAUUGUAAAUCAUGGGACAGAGCAACAAAAAGCAGAUACAUCCUCAAAGAUCAUUCAAAGCCAUCCACUCAGGCAGAGUCCUAGUCAAACCCAACAGGUCCAGCUUUCUUCAUCUAGAGCUCAUCGUUUCUGCCAAAGUAUUUGGCAAACUUUAGAAAUGGGAUCAAGCCCUUCCAUUCUCAGUCCUCAAAAGAACACUGACCGAGUGGAGUUUGAAGUUAUAUGUUCAACUGAGCAACCUGAAGAAUCUCAGCAAAAUAUCAAAUCCAAGGAUAAAUUUGAAAUGCCAGCUGCAGAUUUGACAGUUAGAGGAACCAGGCUGGAAGUUCAGCAGAAGUUAAAAUCCAGGAAUUUGUCUUGUGUUCAUUCCGUGAAACCAAAAAUCUCUUCUAAUGUGGCAAAAAUCCGCAACUAUAAUAUUAAAGACUGAUUUGUGUGUUAGCAGCAAGUUCUAGGUCUAUACUUGAUAUUAACUUACUUUGAAAUCUAUAAAUCAGAUGUAAAUAUCUGCUUUGGUUUUUUAUGUCGAGUUGGGAUGCUUGCAGGCAAAAGAGAGAACAAAUACCCCGUUUCAUACUGUGAACCCUAAAAUAAAGGGUUAAUCUGUGUACAUUAUGAGAUUACAGUCUUUGCUGCUAAUACUGAUUUAUUUUAAUUAUAUAUGUUAAAUAGUGCUUGCAUCAUGGAUUUAGAAAUGCCCAGUUAGUACAUAUGUAAAGCCUAGUGCCUUUAGGCAGAACUCGCAGGUCUUUAGCAAAUAUUUUAUUGAGAAACUGUAGAUGUGAUUUAAGCUUAGAAGUGGGAUGCCUCAACCUACUUGUGUUCUUAUAAUUACCAGUGCAACCGUUAAUCCUGUGCAUCUAUCUUUCUACCUGAAAGGGAUUCCAAAAGAUUACACCCAAAUCUGUAUUGUUUCUCAUCUUCUGUAGCUCUUUCCACUUGUUCAGACAGCAUGAGAGUAUAGAAUUAAACUUCUGUUGUCACACCAGUAAUUAUAUUUUUCUUUAACAAGAGAUUGCAUGGAGUUUAAAGCAGUGAAAAACAUAUUCAUUAGCAGCACUUAGAAUUGUACAGGAACAUUGUAAGAAAUAACUCUUAGAACAGAUGAAACUAAAAGAAAACUUGAAUGAGCUGUGAUAUAAUGAGGGUUAUCUAUAUUGUUAUGAACACGCCAGGACAUUGAAACAAGUAAUCAGUGUAUUUUUGUAACAUUUCUGGUAAUGCUGAGCUGUCUUGGGAUAUUAAAGUGAUGAACUUUACUAUAAGUAUGGGAAAUACACAUGAAAAAUGCAAGAAAAUCCUUUUUCAGUGCAAGGAUGGUGAAGCACUGGAAGGGAUUGCCCAGAGCGGUUAUAGAUCUCCAUCUGUGGAGAUACUCAAAACCCAACUGGACAUUGUUCUAGGCAGCCUGUUCCAGGUGACCCUUCUUGAUGGGUUGGACUGGGUGAUCUCAAGACGUCCCUUCCAACCUAAGCGAUUCUGUGAUUCUGUGAGUGGCAUCACUGAAGUGAGUAAUACUUCUCAGUUGCUGCUAAAAACAUACCAAAUCUAAACAGGAUUAAUGAAGAGAGCUACUUACCCAUGAGUGCUUUUAUUUUUUCUGUAGAAGUGCUUUCCUGGUACUCUGCAAACAGCUGUUGUCUUUGGCAUUGACAACAUGGUAGUAAUCAUUUUGAGAAUUUGAAUAAUUAUUUUUCUACUCCCUGCUGAAAAUGUUCUGCUUUAGUGCAAAGGUGUUACGAUAUUAUAAUCAGAUGCUAAAGCUGCAAUAAAUUUCAUUGAGAUGUUA